AUGUUGCUUCACAUGUUGAAGGAUGAGAGAUUGGUUCCGCAUCAGUUGACUCAGUAUUCGACGUUGGAAGAAUUGAGUAUUGGGAAAAUCCAGUUUAAGGUCUUCGGUUUGGGGGGGCAUCAGAUUGCUCGCGGAGUCUGGAAGGUUUAUUAUGCCAAAGUGGAUGUUGUCAUGUACCUGGUGGAUGCCUAUAAUAAGGAGAGGUUUGCAGAAUCCAAGAAAGAAUUGGAUGCACUACUCUCUGAUGAAGUCCUGGUCGAUGUCCCAUUCCUUAUGUCUACGAGCUCAAGUCAGAAUUCUCAUUUAGUUUCAAAGGCUACUUGUUUGUGGGAGUCGUUGCUAGCUCGUAAUAGUCAAUAUGAAGUUCUUACAUCAAGCCCUAUUGAGGACUUGAUAGCUCACAUGGAGCAUAGGUAUCGCAUUUCUGGGUCAUCUUUACUUGCAGCUAUGGAUCAAAGUUCUCAGAUUCCUCAUACGGAUGUAUUAACUGUCCAAUCGAGUGAUCUAGCUUCAAGCCAUUUGGAUGGCAGAGAAUAG
Molecule: messenger RNA, 537 nt
Organism: Vitis vinifera (wine grape)
Lineage: Eukaryota; Viridiplantae; Streptophyta; Magnoliopsida; Vitales; Vitaceae
Product: GTP-binding protein SAR1B-like
Exons: 1
Coding region: 1-537 (178 amino acids)
Biological process (GO): endoplasmic reticulum to Golgi vesicle-mediated transport; intracellular protein transport; membrane organization
Cellular component (GO): endoplasmic reticulum exit site; COPII vesicle coat
Molecular function (GO): GTP binding; GTPase activity
Source: RefSeq, a predicted model, not a curated record